Funneliformis geosporum is the source of this 600-nucleotide messenger RNA. NCBI's taxonomy places the organism in Eukaryota, Fungi, Glomeromycota, Glomeromycetes, Glomerales, Glomeraceae. The record is from the annotation of a GenBank genome assembly.
AUGGAUGCUUUUGCGAAUAAUAGAAUUGAAGCUAUAAGAAUAAAAUAUGACUUUUUGAGACAAGGAAAAUGUGUAGUAUUUGUAUCCACUGAAGCAGUAAUAGCUAGAGCGUUAGUAAAAAAAGCAUCUAAGUUAUCUAAACCUGAUAAUUCACCUGUUAGAAUCUGUGCAUAUUAUGGGAAUAUGGAUGGGAAUAUAGUCAUAGCCAUUACAAAUAUUGCCACUCCAGUUCAUGUUGAAGCUCUUGCACAAAUGAUUUACCGAAUUUGUCGUGAAAAUAUUCGAGCAAAGCUUAAAAGUACUCAAUCUAAUAAUUUGCCUACAGUAAUAAAGAAACAUUGUGAAUGGAAUAAUAAUACCAUUUCUUAUAAAAUUGAUUCGUCUCCACCUAUAAUAACUUUUAUUGAAGUUAAGCAGCAGAAAUGUCUUUCUGUAAGAUAUUUUAUUGAAAAGCUUUGUAGUCUCAUAGUCAGGAAUUGCAAAAGAGUUCAUAAUGAGAUUAGGGUUGAAGCAUUAGUUAUCAAGAAUACAGAUUUUAACACAGUUGCUACUUUCCAGAAUCUUAGUCCUGAAGAAGCUGAAGUUCUUAAAUUUGACUAA